UCCAACAUUUCCUGGGUAGUAAUCCUUAUGAUCACCUGUGAUCUUUAGUGGAACAAAAACAGUUAAUGUACGUUUGAGGUCAGGAACGAAAUGACCAAAUUGCCCUCACUUCAGCAACUGAAACAUUCCAGAGCUAUUAAAAAGUUGUUGAUCCUGGAUCAUGACUGCCUUCAAAAUUGGUGUCGAUUCCAAGCCGGUCGAUCAUCGACCCGGACCCCGAAACGUCAUCAGCUGAUUGACUAGCUUCACAGACGCCUCGCGGCAGCGUAGACAAAAUCCCCAGACAGGUCAUAAGGUCAGAAAGGACGGUGUCUGGCAUCCUAACUGCAACGGCUGAUUCGACAUUGGAAGGGUACACAUUGUUACAGCGAUUGUGGAGAGUCGGCUGACGAUUAUAUUACUUGACCCGUACUACGCCGGCACGGUAUGCAUGCAGCGUGAAACUAGCCAGGCACGGCGGAAUGCCAGCCAGUGUGUGAGCUGCCGAAAAUAGCCUUGCUGAAUUGUCCUUAAAUCCAAAACUUCUGCGAGAUUUUGGCACAUCAACCUUUGCAGCCGAGGCGCAAUAGUUGACUGAGAAGAUGGCGAGGUUUAUUCUCACGCUUGUAAGACAUGGCCAGACAAUAUAUAACCAAGAUGGCAUCAUCCAAGGUCAAAUGGAUGUACCAUUGUCUGAAGAGGGGAGAAAGCAGAUAUGGCUACUGGCCAAGGCACUGGAGCAGCACCGCUUCACCAAGAUCUUUGCUAGUGACUUGCAGAGGGCCAGAGAGACUGCUCAGGCCAUUGUGGAUCACGGAGCAGUGGACAGGCCACAGGUCAUCACAGAUCAGAGGUUACGAGAAAGGGGCUAUGGACGUCUGGAAGGGAUACCAGUGAAGGAAUACCAGGGACACGCCAAGAAGGGCAAACAACACAAACAGUUUACCCCCGAGGGCGGGGAGACAAUCGAUCAAGUCAGGAAACGGGCCGUUUCAUUUUUCAAAGAGCUUUGUGAUGACUUCCUAGAAGGUGGUGCACUUCAGAGCGCCCCCAAGAAAUGUGCAGUGGCCAAAAAGCUGCUUAAUUCUGAGGAAGGUUCAAACUCACCAGAAGAUGCCCAGACAGCUCAUCCAAAGUCUUCCCUGGCCUCAUCGGAGGUGAGUGCUUCCAAUGAGGUCGACAUCCCACCAGUGGAGUUCACAGUUGGUCCCUUGUCGCAGCCAGGCAGCGAUGAGGAGGAGGCGGGGGACCGUGGCGACAGGCAACCAACCUCGGAGGCCCUUACAGCCGAAGUCCAAGCUUGCCACCCUCCCAGGCCCCAGCAGAGCGGAGCACGGAGUCCGCACUACCACAGACGCUCGCCCCUCAGCAAUCAAUAUGCUCCCAAUGUGACACUGUCGCAGUCCUCUAUGCGCAGGGGUGGGGCUGGGCCGGAGGAGGGCACGAUCGAGGUCUCCAGCUCGGAAGGCAGCCUGGGCAGUCAGGACACGGAGGACGAUCUGGACGGGGACGCCGAGCUGGACGGCAUGGUGGCUGACGUGCUGGUGGUGGCCCACGGCGUCCUGCUCCGAGAGAUGAUGCGGUACUUCAUCGAGGACCUCAAUUGCUUUGUGCCAAAGGGCCAGAACCUGGCCAACCGGGUCACCUUCAACACAGGCAUGUCCAGGUUUCAGGUGGAUCUCCUGGACGGCUUCCCCAAGAUGGAGUGCCUGACUAUCCACCAGAUAGAUCACCUGCAUCAACCGUAGCAGCCCCAAUCGCCAACAUUGGAUCAUGUUUUGUUUCAUUGUUUUGUUUGAAUUCAGGGAAGUGGUUAUCAUGUACAGUACCAGACUACUGUAAUGAGGACCACUCUAUGAAACAUUGCCAUUUUGUAAGUUUAAUUCUAAAGAACUUCCGUUGAACAUUUUAGAACAGUAUUAACAGUGUUACAUUAUUGAAAUGUAAUUAGAAUGCAAUAUUGAAAUAGUAGUGGUUCACUACCAUGGACUUUGCGCACAACUCCUUCCCCCAGCAAUGAGACUGAUUGUUGAGGGCUAGGGUGUAUGUAAGAUCAUAUUGAAAUGGGAAGAUUUGGGACUGUUAGGGCGAUGUGCAUUUCUCUUGCGCUGAACUGUCAAGCGCAGUCCUCAUUUAUGCAGCAGUUUUAUGCAUUAACUUACACAGAUGGGUUGAGUUCAGUGUUUCUCUGUGACCUUUGCGUACAUGUAGGCUUGAGUUCUGAACAUGUGAAAAAUAUUCAUAGCUGUACGGCCAUCACAUGUUUGUCCAAGAUAAAGCCGUUUUCAGCGACUGGCUACGGCUACUUCACAUAAAUGUGUGUGUUUGGUUCAGCCCCUCUUAGUUGAACCAGACAUUUUCUCGGCGUCCUCACUGGACACUGAUUGACUAACUGACUAACUAACUAAAUGACGUUCAUGCAUGAAACCCAUUAGAGCCUUCACAGGUGCUGCAGCUUAUUUCGGUGAGCUUGAAAAUUGGGUGUUGAGGAUUCAGAACCUGUCUGACAGGGUCCCUGCAGUGAAUGUUGUUUCAGACACAUUUUUGUGCAUCUCUAUACCAUUCUUCAGUGUAUGAAAACUGGUCGACAUCUGUUUGGGGUUAAGCGCAUUUUGUGGACAAGUGAGGGCGCUGUUGCUGUGAUAUAAAUCAGGGAAGACGCUGCUCAAUUAAAUGUUGUUAUGUUCAAAUUUUGAAUUCAAAAAUUUUAAAGAAAAGUUACUUGUUGGCUAAUAUUGCCACGUACUUAACCAACAAUACAUCGCCAAAGAAACUUAAAGUUUUGUCAGCAUAAGAUAAAAAACUCCAGCAGUUUCUCUGCACAAAUCAGUGCAACAUUGAGGUUGGGGUGAUGUCACAUUAUUGCUCAUUAAUAUUGAAAUUUGCAUAAGCAUAAAAACUUAAAAGGAUCUCAAAUACCUGUUGAAAUACCAAAACAUAAAUUGUUAAUCAGGUGAGUUGCAACACAGAGGUGCAUUUUCUCGAGGGAUGUAGUCAAAUAGUUACAUUGCAUGGUCUCUUGAAGACAUUGAUCAGGCUGCACACUUUUAAAUUUUUUAAAUUCAUCACAUGGAAUUUUACUGCAAAGCAAACAAAUAUGUUCACAAUAAUUAUGUUUCUAGUUUGGUUAAUUGUUUUAGUUAAAUUGCCAAUAUGAGUCAAAUUUAAAUACACUGUUUAAAUACAGUGAUUUUUUCUUAACCAUUUUGUACAGAAUGUUUUGCUGUUAAGGAAUCUAAUAAUUGGGUUUCUGGUGAAAUUCCCCAAGAGCUGCGCAACAAGCUGGAAUACACUGUCUCUUGUUAUGGUGGUGUCGUAUUGUACUGUGUCAAGAUGAAGAAACAACACACAAGUUGACAGGAAAUGAUAUCUUUUUUACACAAGAAGCAUGCGAGGAUUUAAGCAGGACAAUUAAGGCAGAGUUGUGAACAUGUUUAUAAUCAGGAAUAUGCACGGUUAUGUACGGCAUUGUUGUACAAGUAUGCGUAUGAGUGCCAGAACGACAGCAUGACGUAGCACAGAUGUUUCCUGCACUAGACAAUGACACGUUUCUGUGGUUUGGCUCAGAGGUACUCGUUGGGGACCAAAGUGCCUCUCCAGUUACUUCAGAUUGCCUCCUGUAGUCCUGUGCUUCCCAAACCCCCCCCCCCCGAAACUCAUACUGUUCGUUUCACAGAGCUGAGCCAAAUUACCAUACAUCUGAAGACCCACUGAGAAGUAUCCAUUGCAGUGUUGUGGAUGGCAACCUGUCCAAGAUGCAUGUUUUACAGCUUCGUAGCUGUCAGUCAUUUUCAAGCCAUGUACCUCUCUAUGAAUGUGUAGGAUAGACUGUAUCUGACAGACUUCUGAACUUUGAUAGUUGGUGAGGCGCUGAAAUGAACGAGGGGACUGUUGGGGGGGGAGGCUCACCGACUCACCUAUUUUUUGCAUUUUUAUUGCUGAGAGUGUCAUCCACAUGCCUGGUUUCCAAAUGCACUGCAUGUACACAUGCUGUGCUUUGGUAGGGGCUCUCACAUUAAAGACCAAUUACACUAUUCGUAAUGUCACAGUUUUGGUUAAAGCAUGCCUUUUUUAAUAUUGAAGUGCUUAUGUUUAUUAAGAAGUGGUGCAUGUAAGAAUAAUGUUCAAAUUAUUCUUUGAAUAAUUUUUGGUAAGUUUGUAGUAGUGUUCAACGUGAUCAUGAUAUUCUGUUUGAUGCACCUGUACAUGUAUUUAAACCAGAGAUGUCAUCAAGCCCCCUCUCUAGUCCAUCAGGUUUACUAAUUAAGUAAAACGUGUUGUAGGAGAAAGUUAGCCUGAAAACAAGCCAGCGUAGUUUUGUAGUUCUGUGGAAUUUGGUAACAAGUUAGAUUCUGAGAAUUUUGGGGACGAAAGAUAUACAUGUACAUGUACACGUACUGAAAAUGUCAAAGUACAUUUGCCAAACAACUUGGACUCAACUUCAUCCGUGUCAAGCCUUGUGUCCAAAUACCCAUAGUCCUCAGAGUUCAUAGCAGUGUUCUCGGUGUUGGCAGUUGUUGGCCAGUGUUGAAGUUGAGACCUGGUAAGACCAUUGCAAAACCCCACAAGACUAUCACAAGACCAAUGCAAGACCCUCCAGUCUGAAUUCAAGUCACCGGUUAUGAACUGCAACCAAAGCACUCCUUUGUAAUUGUUCACCCUGUUACUUAUGACUGGUCUUGUGUCUGGUCUUGUGAUGCCCUCGACUACAACACUGCUGUUGGGUUCCUAGUGCACCACCCCUGGCACCCAGUAGCUUGACCACAGCUCUGGUUAUAUCAUUGUAACUGUCAAACACCAGUGUUGUAAUUGGUCUAUGCCUGUAUAGUGAAUGACAGAAAAACUACCUCAUUUUGUUUGUUUCUUGCAUUGUACGAUAAUGAAAGAUAUGGUGACCUCAGCAUUUGUUUUGGGGUAAUUCCAGAAAUUAGGGGUCCAAAAGUGUGACAUUUUCGUGUCUCUGUUAUAUCUGACCUUUGUUA
Acanthaster planci (crown-of-thorns starfish) is the source of this 4961-nucleotide messenger RNA. Its product is annotated as fructose-2,6-bisphosphatase TIGAR-like. Gene Ontology annotation, cellular component: cytosol. The record is from RefSeq and is a predicted model, not a curated record. Gene Ontology annotation, biological process: negative regulation of glycolytic process; regulation of pentose-phosphate shunt. Gene Ontology annotation, molecular function: fructose-2,6-bisphosphate 2-phosphatase activity. Lineage: Eukaryota; Metazoa; Echinodermata; Asteroidea; Valvatida; Acanthasteridae.